Messenger RNA from Lytechinus variegatus (green sea urchin), 838 nucleotides. Its product is annotated as sugar transporter SWEET1-like. The transcript is spliced from 6 exons. NCBI's taxonomy places the organism in Eukaryota, Metazoa, Echinodermata, Echinoidea, Temnopleuroida, Toxopneustidae. Gene Ontology annotation, molecular function: sugar transmembrane transporter activity. The record is from RefSeq and is a predicted model, not a curated record. Gene Ontology annotation, biological process: carbohydrate transport. The coding region runs from base 80 to 646 and encodes 188 amino acids. Gene Ontology annotation, cellular component: membrane.
UUGUACUCUUCUCUUCCGGGUUAGGUCAACAAACAAUAUCUCCUUCGUACCAUUCAUAACAACGGCCGUCAACAUUGUGAUGUGGGGAACCUACGGGUUCUUAUGCGCUGAUAAGGCCAUCAUCAUCGUCAAUGUGGUCGGUUUUGCUGUUCAACUCUCCUACAUCUGUAUCUAUAUACGCUUUACACAAAACAAGCUUCGCCCCGUCCAACAAACCAUAGCCGGAAUAGCCUUUCUUGUUGCACUUUACAUCUACAUCUCCCAGUUUGUCCCAACACGUGCUUCAGCCCUCAAGCAAGUCGGUCUCGUCGCCAGUAUAGUCACCAUUCUGAUGUUCGUUGCUCCCGUUUGUGACAUGGUGCAUUGCAUACGAGCUAAAUCAGCCAAGACAAUCUCGGCCUCCCUCAGCAUCGCCACCCUCAUCUCUUCGUCCCUUUGGUUAUCAUACGGUAUUCUUCUCCAUGACACAUUUAUAUCACUACCCAACAUACCUGGCGUGCUCAGUAGCAUUUCAAGGUUGAUAAUCCUCUGGAGGUUCAACGGGCGAGAUGACGACCACGAAGAUUUUUACAUCUCAUCGUCGUCGUCAUAUCUAUCGUCAUCGUCGUCAUCAUCACCGUCAUCCUCAGCACAUUCUUUAGUGUGACAGUACAUUACGAGAUUGAUUUAUCUUCGAGACAAUUCCGCGAUCCACGCCUCGCUACGCCUGUCAACGCGCGUCUAAUAUGGAUCUUUCUAUACCUUGUCACACACAUUGCGAAAGAUGAUCAACGAAUUCCUUGAAAAUAAGUUGAAACUGAAUCAUGGACGAUGAUAUUAUCCUAUUUAUUUUGUCUCC